AUUAACUUCUCUGUCUUGCCUAAAACCUCUCGAGUCGAGUCUUUUCCGGCAGAACGCGGGUCACACACACACAGGUCAGAACUACAAGUCCCGGCGUGUGUGCCAGAACGCGGCUUCCGGCGCCGUCUGUUUCCCAGCAUGCCUUGUUCACUUCCGGGUUUGUCGAGACGGUGAAGAGGCCGGGGCUUGGCUCGGAGGGUCUAUGUCGCUCCGCACCUCCUAGGCAGUGGCUCUUCUGGAUGAGGAGGGGCUGCGGAGCCUCAGAGAGCUGCCGGGACGAAGUGCUGUCCUCCCGCGGGGCCGGAACGGGAGCUCGGGCGCCGCCGUGCGCCGCCUGAGCCCAGGACGCCCGCCCCGGAGCCUUUCUCCUCCACCAUGGCCGAGCUGAUCCAGAAGAAGCUGCAGGGAGAAGUGGAGAAAUACCAGCAGCUGCAGAAGGACCUGAGUAAAUCCAUGUCGGGGAGGCAGAAGCUGGAGGCACAGCUAACAGAAAAUAACAUCGUGAAGGAGGAACUGGCCUUGCUGGAUGGAUCCAACGUGGUCUUUAAGCUGCUGGGACCCGUGCUCGUCAAACAGGAACUAGGGGAGGCUCGGGCCACGGUGGGGAAGAGGCUCGACUACAUCACCGCGGAAAUUAAGCGCUACGAAUCGCAGCUUCGGGACCUUGAGCGGCAGUCAGAGCAACAGAGGGAAACCCUUGCUCAGCUGCAGCAGGAGUUCCAGCGAGCCCAGGCAGCAAAGGCUCCUGGGAAGGCCUGACCCCAUGGAAGGGGGAGGGGAGGGAGGGGUGAGGCAGCUCUGGUCUACACGAGAAUGGCCAAUAAAAUGUCAACAAAGCCA
Peromyscus eremicus (cactus mouse) is the source of this 840-nucleotide messenger RNA. RefSeq names its product prefoldin subunit 6 (gene Pfdn6). Gene Ontology annotation, molecular function: protein-folding chaperone binding. The transcript has 4 exons. Gene Ontology annotation, cellular component: cytoplasm; prefoldin complex. Gene Ontology annotation, biological process: protein folding; chaperone-mediated protein complex assembly. The coding region runs from base 376 to 759 and encodes 127 amino acids. Lineage: Eukaryota; Metazoa; Chordata; Mammalia; Rodentia; Cricetidae. The record is from RefSeq and is a predicted model, not a curated record.